Messenger RNA from Copidosoma floridanum, 1873 nucleotides. RefSeq names its product glycine dehydrogenase (decarboxylating), mitochondrial. The record is from RefSeq and is a predicted model, not a curated record. Lineage: Eukaryota; Metazoa; Arthropoda; Insecta; Hymenoptera; Encyrtidae. Gene Ontology annotation, cellular component: mitochondrion; glycine cleavage complex. Gene Ontology annotation, molecular function: glycine dehydrogenase (decarboxylating) activity; pyridoxal phosphate binding; glycine binding. Gene Ontology annotation, biological process: glycine decarboxylation via glycine cleavage system.
UCGGCCAUGUACGCCGUUUACCACGGGCCCGAGGGCUUGCGCCGAAUAGCGGCUCGCGUGCACAUGCUGACCGUCGUCCUGGCCGAGGGACUGCGGAGGGAUGGGCACGACCUUGUGGGCGAGGGCUGGUACUUUGACACUGUGACGAUAAAGCCAAGAGUGCCUUUGGAAAACAUCAGGAGAAGCGCCGAGUCGGAGAGGAUGAACCUCAGGUACAACAGGGACGGGACCGUGGGCGUGUCUCUGGACGAGAAGACGACUCCCGAUGACGUGGACGACAUCCUCCGAGUAUUUGGGACCAGCGCCACGGUCGAGGGGAUCGUCGGAAGCGGCCUCGUCGAGGGCAGGGACCUUGACCACUCGCCCUUCCGUCGCACGACUCCGUACUUGCAGCAUCCCGUUUUCAACGCCCAUCACUCGGAAACACGGAUCGUUCGGUACAUGAAGUCUUUGGAGAACAAGGACAUCUCGCUCGUGCACAGUAUGAUUCCCCUGGGCUCGUGCACGAUGAAACUGAAUUCGACGACCGAGAUGAUGCCGUGCAGCUUCAAAGGGUUCACGGAUGUGCACCCGUUCGUGCCGCCGGAGCAGUCGCGCGGGUACCAUCAGCUGUUCGUCGAGCUCGAGCGGGAUCUGUGCGCGAUAACGGGAUACGACAGCAUAAGCUUCCAGCCGAACAGCGGAGCCCAGGGCGAGUACGCUGGCCUCAGGGCGAUCCAGUGCUACCACGAGUCCCGUGGCCAAGGCGAACGCCAGGUCUGUCUGAUUCCCGUUUCGGCUCACGGGACCAAUCCGGCCUCUGCUCAGAUGGCCGGCAUGAAAAUCGAGCCGAUCAAUGUCAAGAAGAACGGCUGUGUCGAUGUCGAACAUCUCAAGGCCAUGGCUGAUAAAUUCAAGGACAAGCUGUCGUGCCUGAUGAUCACGUAUCCGUCAACAAACGGUUUAUUCGAGGAGACGAUUGGCGACGUCUGUGAGCUGGUGCACAAGGCGGGCGGCCAAGUUUACCUCGACGGGGCGAACAUGAACGCACAGGUAGGCUUGUGCAGGCCCGGUGACUACGGCAGCGACGUGUCGCACUUGAACCUGCACAAAACUUUCUGCAUACCGCAUGGCGGUGGUGGUCCAGGAAUGGGUCCGAUAGGCGUCAAGAAGCACCUCGCGCCUUUUUUGCCAAGCCAUCCCGUCAUCGAUACGUUGACCGGUGAUGUUAGGGAAACGAAGGGCUUGGGUGCAGUCUCUGCUGCGCCGUACGGAUCGUCGGCGAUUUUACCGAUUUCCUGGGCUUACAUAAAAAUGAUGGGGCCACAGGGACUGCGCAAAGCGACGCAAGUUGCCAUCCUUAAUGCCAACUACAUGAGCAAAAGGCUAGAAAAAUACUACAAAAUUUUGUUCAGAGGGAGUAGCGGCCUCGUGGCUCAUGAAUUUAUUUUGGACGUGCGAGAUUUGAAAAAAACCGCCAAUAUCGAGGUAGUGGACAUCGCCAAGAGACUCAUGGACUACGGUUUUCACGCGCCUACCAUGAGCUGGCCCGUUGCUGGCACGCUUAUGGUCGAGCCCACGGAAUCUGAGGAUAAGCUCGAGCUCGAUCGAUUCUGUGACGCGCUUAUUUCUAUAAGGCAAGAGAUUCAGGAUAUCGAAGAUGGAAAACUAGAUGCCAGAAUUAAUCCUCUUAGAAUGGCGCCGCACACGCAAGAACAGAUUAUUAGUGAUAAAUGGGAUCGACCAUAUUCAAGAGAAUUGGCUGCUUUCCCAGCACCAUUCGUAAAAGCAAGUACAAAGAUGUGGCCUACCGUGGGAAGAAUAGAUGAUAUUUAUGGAGAUGUAAAUCUUUUCUGUACCUGCCCACCAAUUUUGCCUCAACAGUAGAAAAAAA